Prunus armeniaca (apricot) is the source of this 1698-nucleotide messenger RNA. Lineage: Eukaryota; Viridiplantae; Streptophyta; Magnoliopsida; Rosales; Rosaceae. The record is from the annotation of a GenBank genome assembly.
AUGUUCUUUCAUUUCCAUUUGCUUCACUUGGACCUCGCCAAGGUUUAUUUAUCUUUAUCAAGAACCAAGCAGUUGCAUGCUUUGAUUCUCAAGACCCAUCUCUCCCACGACCCAUUUUAUGCAACUAGAAUCGUUAGAUUCUAUGCAGUCAAUGGUGACCUUCACUCUGCUUGUAAGCUGUUCGAUGAAAGUCCCAGCCAAAGCGUCUACCUUUGGAACUCCAUAAUUCGAGCCCACGCUCAAGCCCACAAAUUUGAGGAAGCAUUUUCUCUGUUUACUAAGAUGCUUAGAACCGAAAUCAAACCUGAUAACUUCACUUAUGCUUGCAUUAUACGUGCAUGCUCUGAGAGCUUUGAUUUGGAAGGACUGAAGCUUGUCCAUUGUGGAGUAACAGUUUCAGGGUUAGGAUUGGACUCUAUUUGUAGCAGUGCACUUGUUACAGCUUAUUCAAAACUCGGCCUUGUUGAUGAAGCAAGUAGGGUGUUUUAUGGGACACCACAGCAGGAUUUGGUUUUGUGGAAUUCUAUAAUUUCAGCUUAUGGAAACUGUGGACGCUGGGACAAAGGUUUGCAACUGUUUAGUGAGAUGAGAAGCAUGGAGAUGAUGCCGGAUGGAUACACAAUUGUUGGGUUGCUUUCGGGUUUAUCGGAUUCCAGCUUGAUAACUAUUGGCCAAGGACUACAUGGUCUUUGUUUGAAAUGUAAUUUAGAUUCUAAUGCUCAUGUAAGCAGUGUCCUUGUGAGCAUGUAUUCAAGAUGCAUGUGUAUGAACUCUGCACAUAGAGUUUUUAGUGGUUUGUUCCAGCCAGAUUUAGUUACAUGGUCUGCUUUGAUAACUGGGUAUUCACAGUCUGGGGAUUAUGGUAAGGCAUUGUUCUUCUUCAAGAAUUUGAACAUGGAAGGUAAGAAGGCUGAUUCCAUUUUGAUUGCCAGUGUGUUGGCUGCUGCUGCUCAGAUAGCAAAUGUAGGGCCUGGCUGUGAGAUUCAUGCUUAUGUUCUUCGACAUGGACUUGAAUCUCAUGUCAUGAUUUCCUCUGCUCUCAUAGCCAUGUAUUCAAAGUGCGGUUUCUUGGGCAUGGGGACUCGUGUGUUUGAGAUCAUGCCAGAAAAGAAUAUUAUUUCCUACAAUUCAUUAAUAUUGGGUCUUGGUUUGCAUGGACUUGCCUCUGAGGCCUUUAGAAUGUUUGAUGAGAUACUGAGAAACGGGUUAAAACCUGAUGAAUAUACUUUUACUGCUCUCCUUGGUGCAUGCUGCCAUGCUGGCCUUGUCAAAGAUGGCCGUGAAAUUUUCAGAAUAAUGAAGGAUGAGUUUUGCAUUCAACCUAGAACAGAGCAUUAUGUUCAUAUGGUAAAACUUCUUGGGAUGGAAGGAGGGUUGGAAGAGGCUUACAAUCUAAUCUUGUCCUUGCCAGAACCAGUGGACUGCGGCAUUUGGGGAGCCCUGUUAUUGUGCUGCGAUGUCUGUGGAAAUUCUGAGCUGGCAGAAAUUGUAGCCCAGAGGCUCUUUGAGAGUAGUUCCGAGAAAGGUGCUUAUAGGGUCAUGCUUUCUAAUAUAUAUGCUAGCGAUGGGAGGUGGAAUGAUGCAAAGAAGUUGAGAGAUCACAUGACAGAAGGCAAACUGAGGAAGAUAACGGGGCUUAGCUGGAUUAAAGGUAGUGAAUUAUUGUUUGAUCAAAAUUUUCCUUGUAUUGGGCUAUAA